AUGUCGAGACAUUCGGCGCUGAGCAUAUUGUGCGCGAACAAUGCCGCCUGGGAAUCUGCUACGAGGAGGAUAGCCGGAUCUACACGGCGGACCUUCUCGUCUUCCGCCAGACGAAAUGCGGGUAUCGCACACUUCACACAGACCUCCUCCGCCGAGCUCGACGAGCUCCUCAGCACGAUCCGCCACAAGAUCAUCCUCCCAGCAUACCUACCGACGGAUCAGCGCAAGAAGAUCCUCUCGCCAAAAUACGAGAAGAAGCUCCAAUCAGACCCCAUCAUCAUCGAGAUCGACGGCGAGGUUCUGAAGUUCCGGUACCAGAACCCGUUCAAAGACAUCCCGCAGACGCGGCGCUCCAUCCUCGACGCCAUCGCGCUCUUCGAAACCCCCGACGACUUCGCCAACCUGCGCCCCCUGAUCGAGGGCGUCGCGUACGCGCGCCGCCGCUUCGACCAGGGCUUCUACUGCAAAAUAGUGCGGAUGCUCGGCGUCAAGGGGCGCAUCUUCGAAGCCAUCGAGCUGGCGCGCAUGGUGGCGCGGACGGGGUUCCGCCUCGAUUCGAGCGAGAAGGUCAACGAGGUCAUGCACUUCGUCGUGAUGAAGGCCAUCGAUGCGGCUGAAAAUCCGGUGGAAGAAACGGCCAAGGCUCUACGAUGGGCCGAAAUGGUGCUGGAGCUGCUGCAGCUGAAGGCGCAUCAGCCGAAGCGUCUGAAGACUGACCCGGUGGUCAAGGGAGAACUGCCGCUGCACAGGGACCCCAUGGUUCUCCUCGCGCCGCUCCAUCUCGCCGCGGCGCUGGUGUCGAAGCAAGGUGACGAGGUCGACGAAGCCGUAGUCGACAAGCUGGUCAAGUACGCGCGGGACGUAGCCAGGUUAUGGCCCGAAGGCAAGAACCUCUCCGAAGUGCAGCCGAAGGCACUCUACGAUGAAAUCGACAAGAUGGGAUACCUAAAGGAGCCCAGCAAAUUCCUCGCCAUAACCGCGCCUCUGCUACGGGGUCUCGACAUAGCCGUCGAGGUCCUCGAGGCCGACAACGCGGAGCUCGCGGCGCAGCUCCGAUCCCGUCGGGACGUUCUCGCGGUUGAGGUUCAGGAAGCGCGCGCGGAGGCGGCCGAGAAGAGGAGGGAGGCGGCCGAGGAAGCGGGCGCGGAGGCGGGAGAGACGAGGGGGGAGGCGGUGUAUCGGAAACUAUACGAUAAUGCUGCGUGA
This is a messenger RNA of Daldinia decipiens, 1206 nucleotides long. RefSeq lists its product as uncharacterized. Bases 1 to 1206 code for a protein of 401 amino acids. The record is from RefSeq and is a predicted model, not a curated record. Lineage: Eukaryota; Fungi; Ascomycota; Sordariomycetes; Xylariales; Hypoxylaceae. The transcript is spliced from 2 exons.